Messenger RNA from Sebastes umbrosus (honeycomb rockfish), 704 nucleotides. Its product is annotated as hemoglobin subunit alpha-1-like. NCBI's taxonomy places the organism in Eukaryota, Metazoa, Chordata, Actinopteri, Perciformes, Sebastidae. The transcript has 4 exons. Gene Ontology annotation, biological process: oxygen transport; hydrogen peroxide catabolic process. The record is from RefSeq and is a predicted model, not a curated record. Bases 199 to 633 code for a protein of 144 amino acids. Gene Ontology annotation, molecular function: haptoglobin binding; peroxidase activity; oxygen binding. Gene Ontology annotation, cellular component: hemoglobin complex; blood microparticle; haptoglobin-hemoglobin complex.
GUAUCUUUCUCUUUUUGCUUUUCCGAAGCCAAAAAACGCAAGAGGAGCGAUAUCACAUGUGGAUUUAACAGCGAGGAAGACCCCACUCACCGCUGAAUCCAUCCAAGUUCAACAAAAACGAAUUUGUUUGCUCCAAGCAUAAAACCCCUCACGGUUUGGGCUGAUCGCGGCGGUCAACAAUAAUCAAACAAAGGCAAGAUGACCAGUCUCACUGCUAGGGAUAAGGACACAGUCAGAGCCUUCUGGGCUAAGGUCUCUGGAAAGGCGGAGGACAUCGGCACCCAAGCUGUGGCCAGGAUGCUGGUGGUGUACCCGCAGACCAAGACUUACUUCGCCCACUGGAAGGACCAGAGCCCCACCUCUCCCUCUGCGAAGAAGCACGGAAUAACCGUGAUGGGUGGAGUUGCAGAUGCUGUGACCAAAAUUGACGACCUAAAAGGAGGUCUUCUGAACCUCAGUGAGCUGCAUGCCUUCACUCUGCGUGUGGACCCUGCCAACUUCAAGAUUAUCUCCCACUGCAUCCUUGUGGUCAUGGCCAUCAUGUUCCCCGCCGAUUUCACCCCUGAGGUCCACAUGUCUCUGGACAAGUUCCUGGCUGCUCUGGCUCUGGCCCUGGCUGAGAAGUACCGAUAAACAGCAGGAGAAGAUGGCGGAGACUGCAGCAUGAGCUUACAUUGCAUAAUGAUUAAUAAAUGCAUUCAUGC